Messenger RNA from Quercus robur (English oak), 1789 nucleotides. RefSeq names its product UPF0481 protein At3g47200-like. Lineage: Eukaryota; Viridiplantae; Streptophyta; Magnoliopsida; Fagales; Fagaceae. The coding region runs from base 75 to 1583 and encodes 502 amino acids. The record is from RefSeq and is a predicted model, not a curated record. The transcript is spliced from 2 exons.
AAUAAAUUACAGUAAAUACGAGUUAGGACAGCAUACUUACAAAAUUCAAUUGCCUUCUUUGGUGCGAACUUUCAAUGCCCGGAAGAGAAGAAGGUGAAACAAGCAUAGGUAUCACUGAGGAGCCCCAGGUGCCCAGCAUUUCAAUCGGAAUUACUAAUCUCAAGGCAAAGCUUGAAAAAAUAAGGGAGGCAAAAAAAAAUGUGAUGAAUCAAUCUCAAACACCAAAGAUACAAAAGGUUAUAUUCUAUCUGCGAGAACAAGACGAUUUCCACAAGAAUUAUGAGCCAAAAGUGGUAUCACUCGGUCCGAUCCAUCAUGGUAAUCCAAAUUACCAGCUAGGAGAGAAUUACAAGCUACUGUUGACAUAUGAAUUCAUUGAAGGUUUCAUUAAAGGUAGCGGUAAGAAUAUGGAAGAUGUAUACAACAUGAUUAAGGAGAAAAUCUAUGAAUUGAGGACAUGCUUCGAGGAGGAGUUGACCAAGGCAUAUGAUGAUGAGGCUCUCACUUCGAUUUUGUUCGUGGAUGGCUGUGCAAUAUUACAGUACAUAUAUUGUGCAACUAACAACAAGUUCAAAGAGUUGAAUAUAAAAACGGAUAGUGUAGCAUUUGGGCAACAGGAUUUGUUCUUGCUGGAGAAUCAACUUCCCUAUCGUCUACUCACAUGGUUGAUGAGCUUGAGUGUGAAGAAAGAAGAAUUGAGCAAAUCAAUUGAAACUUACAUUGACUCGCACGUUAAGGUACCAGAGGAUCAGCAAUCGAAUUGGUUAUCGUGGAGACUCUGCCAAAGAUCGAAGCCACAACAAGCACAAAGUGCGAAAGAAGAAAGCCACUAUGAGGUGAAGCUACAAGAUCAUACCAUAUCAGUGGCUAAAGAGCCCGUCCAUCUUCUUGACCAUCUGAGGACACGAAUGCUUCAUGGACAAGGGUACAUUCAUGAUGGAAAGGUUGGUGAAAUCAACCAAAAUAUACAAAAUGUCCAAGAGUACUGGCAAUCCUAUCGCAAUGUCCAGGAGCUUAAAACAGCAGGUAUCCAUUUGAAACGUGGUGAAAAUUGUUACUUGAGUGAGAUAAAAUUCACUAAACAAUUUCUUUUUCGUGGACAACUUCACCUUCCUCCAAUUGUUGUGGAUGACUCAACAAGGCCUAAGUUCCUGAACUUGAUAGCAUAUGAAAGGUGUCUGGAUUUUGAAAAUGAUUUUGGGGUCACCUCUUAUAUAUCCUUCCUUGAUUCACUAAUCGAUGAAGCCUACGAUGUUAAGAAGCUAAGGAAAGCACAGAUACUCCACAAUUUCCUUGGCAGCGAUGAAGAAGUGGCUAAACUUUUCAAUGAGAUAGGCACCGACUUGGUGCCUAACAUCGAAAUAUACAGGGAUGUCAGAUCACAAAUUCAGAAGCACUAUAGGAGCAAGUGGAUGACCUGGAUAGCUCAAGUCUUUCACGACUAUUUCAGUAGUCCCUGGACGUUCAUUGCUUUCUUUGGCGCAUUGUUAGCACUUGCUCUAACUAUCACUCAGACUUGGUAUUCUGUCAACUCUCCCCCAGGACCCUGCGAUAACUUCUGCAAAAACUUAACACCAAAGUAAAUAUGCAAAAGACGGCCAUUUCCAAAUAAUAAGGUCAUUCCAAAGCCAUAUCAUCUUGUUAAUUUGUUUACAGCUUGGCGUUGAAGUUUUCUUGAAAUAAGUCAGGGUGAUUGUACUUUCUAAUUUGAUGUAAUAUGUGUGGAUUUGAAAUAAUUGUGUCUGAGUUUGUGCGUGAUGUGUGUUAAAGUUUCAUAUGUAAUAAAGUU